UAAAAAUGACGUGUUGCAUGAUAAACGGUUAUUGGCGUCUAUUUUUGUAAUUUUGUAUUGUUCAACGAAUUGUUUAGUGAUUUUCAUUGAAGGGUUGCGCAGUUGUGAUGAACAGCAUGUUAAUGUGCAGGUCUGGAAGGUGUGAUUGAUGAAAGCUUGUGGACAUCAUCUUCCGCUUUACAUGCCUUUGCAUUCAGAGUUCUGUAACAAUAUUUACUGAGAGAAAUGUCUGCUGCCGGUGAUGCCCUCUUCCACAACAUGGGAAGCUCCAGUCCCAACCAGCCUCGACAGAAAUUCUGUGGCAUGUUCUGCCCGGUGGACGGUUCGACAGACCAAAAGACGCUGGACGAUUCGCUGUCCUCGGCAAGAGGUCGAGUGAUAGAGAGGCAGAGAGAUAUCUCCAAACCACGAAAGGUUGAGAUCAGAAGAAGUACCGGUAAAGAGAUUCUCCAGAACCUAAACGACGAGAGUGACCGUCUCCUGAUUAAAGGAGCUAAGAUUGUCAAUGAUGAUCAGUCCUUCUGUGCAGACAUUUAUAUGGAGGAUGGCUUGAUCAAGCAAAUCGGAGACAAUCUGAUAGUGCCCGGCGGGGUGAAAACCAUCGAUGCCCACGGACGUAUGGUGAUGCCGGGUGGCAUCGAUGUGCACACCCGCUUCCAGAUGCCCGACAGGGGCAUGACCGCUGCGGAUGAUUUCUACCAAGGCACCCGCGCUGCCCUGUCUGGAGGAACCACCAUGAUCAUUGACCACGUGGUGCCAGAACCAGGAACAAGUCUGAUCUCAGCCUUCAAUCAGUGGCGUGAAUGGGCGGACAGCAAAGUCUGCUGCGAUUAUUCUCUCCACGUGGACGUUACCGAAUGGCACAAAGGCAUCCAGGAGGAAAUGGAAGCUCUCGUCCAAGAUCACGGAGUUAACUCCUUUCUCGUCUACCUGGCUUACAAAGACGUUUUUCAGCUCACUGACUCACAGAUCUAUGAAGUGUUCAGUGUAGUUCGGGAUCUUGGGGCCAUCGCUCAAGUCCACGCCGAGAACGGAGACGUCAUAGCCGAAGAACAGCGUAGGAUCUUGGAGUUGGGAAUCACUGGACCAGAGGGACACGUUCUCAGUCGUCCAGAAGAGGUGGAGGCGGAAGCAGUCAACCGCUCCGUAACGGUGGCCAAUCAGACCAACUGCCCCCUUUACAUCACCAAGGUGAUGAGCAAGAGUGCCGCUGAUGUCAUCGCUCAGGCCAGAAAGAAAGGCACCGUAGUGUAUGGAGAGCCAAUCACAGCCAGUGUCGGGACGGACGGCUCUCACUACUGGAGCAAGAACUGGGCCAAGGCCGCCGCCUACGUCACGUCUCCACCCUUGAGUCCGGAUCCGACCACGCCAGACUACCUAAACUCACUGUUGUCAUGUGGAGACCUGCAGGUCACAGGAAGCGCUCACUGUACCUUUAAUACCGCUCAGAGAGCUGUGGGUAAAGAUGACUUCACCCUCAUUCCCGAAGGGACCAACGGCACCGAGGAAAGAAUGUCUAUCAUCUGGGACAAAUGUGUGGUUACUGGAAAAAUGGACGAGAAUCAGUUCGUAGCUGUUACCAGCACCAACGCUGCCAAGAUCUUUAACCUGUACCCGCGCAAAGGUCGCAUCGCCGUGGGCUCAGAUGCCGAUCUGGUGCUCUGGGAUCCCGACGUCACAAAGAUCAUCUCAGCGAAGAGUCACAAUCUGGCAGUAGAGUACAACAUCUUUGAGGGGAUGGAGGUGCGCGGGGCGCCCCUGGUGGUCAUCAGCCAGGGAAAGAUUGUACUGGAGGAAGGGACCCUCCACACCAUUGAGGGAUCUGGACGUUAUGUGACCCGUAAGCCCUUCCCUGACUACGUUUACAAGAGGAUAAAGGCUCGCAGCAGGCUCGCUGAAUUGAGAGGCGUCCCACGAGGUCUUUACGAUGGGCCUGUCUGCGAAGUCUCUGUUAUGCCCAAGGCUUUGACCCCCGCAUCCUCUGCCAAGACCUCUCCUGCCAAACAAGCUGCUCAACCCGUCCGCAACCUGCACCAGUCUGGCUUUAGCCUUUCUGGUGCUCAGGCUGACGACAACAUCCCUCGGCGCAACACCCAGCGUAUCGUUGCACCCCCUGGUGGCAGGGCCAACAUCACCAGCCUGGGCUAGACCUCCCUUCAGCCGACCGGAGAACAGGGGUUUGGGGGGAGGGAUGUCUGUAAAUGUCUGAGGUGUUUGCUAAGACCACUGUCCUAUCGAGAGACAAACCCUGUUUAGGGCGAUGAUUCUCCGCUUCCCAGGCGCCCAACCCCUUACCUUUCACCCCAUCCCACCUUUCCCCAACCCUACACCACUUCCUAAAGGAGACAUCUAGAGAAAAAAGUAUUUGCCUCAUUCGAAGAAAGACGAAACAAUGUAACAUUCACAUUUGAGCACUUCUGAUUGUAUGAUUUUUAUACUGUACUUUCUACCCACCAUGAGUCAUGUUAUUAUUUUUGUAUUUAACUUUAUUUGCGUUCGAGGGAUCAAGCUGUUGUUUAUCAUAAAUACUUAUUAACAAGGCAAGGGUUAGAGUGCCGUGCUCGAUCACACCGAGAAUUUCAACAUUUGUCGCUAUAUUAACAUAGAAAUGUCUUAUUAGGAAUGUCUUUUUUACCCAAGACCAAUAAUGAACAUCUGACCAUUGCCUUUUCAUGGCAUUUAAUGCGAUCAUUUCUGUACUCAGAGAGUAAAAGAAAGCUUUCCCUAUGAUUAACCCACAAGCCUCGGUAAUUAAAAACGUGUUGUUUUACAAACAGAGAUGUUCAAUUAACAAAGACAGGCUUAGCAAAAUUGGAAAAAAGAGUCGGCUGCAAGUGAUUAUAGUUCCUUUCAUUUCAUAUCUUAGUUUUUAACUUCUUUACUUUAAUAUGUAAAGGUUAAGAAUCAGCAAGAAAUGAAGGCUACAUUUGGCUGUGAAUAAAUUGUAAACGGUUUAGCCGCUGUCAGGAUAUUCUCUGGGAGUCAAUUGCAAGCAUCCCUUACAAAAAUUAACCAUGGUUUGUUUUAGUAAAAGUGUAUUGCCAACUAUUACUACUUUGAAUCAAAACAAGAGAUGCACCGAUAUAUCGGCCAGUAAUCGGUAUCGGUUGAUAAAAGUCAUUUUUCAUGCUAUCGGACGAUCGUUUAAAAACAGCCGAUGAUCAGGGCCGAUAUAUCCUGUCAAUGAAAAGAUGACAGGAAAAUGCAAUGAAUAGUGCUCUGUAUAUAUAUUAAUGUUCAAUAUUAAUAAUCAAUAAAUUAAUUAAUAACAUUCAGAAAGUUUACGAAUAUUAAUUUAUCCUUGUAUCGGUGCAUUAUAACCAUGGUUAUUUUGUGGUAACCAAGGUUUUACUACAGUAACUAUGUUUUUUUGGUGUUUAACCGAACCACGGUUCAUUUUCGUAAGGGAUGAGCAGCAGGUGCAUUCCAAAACUGCAAAACUCAAUGAGUUCAGGUAUGAGAUUGAUGAAGAACUCUUUCUUGGUGUUCCAUCACUAGCAUGAAAGAUGACACUGACUUGAAUUUUGAGCCAAUAACCUUGUUGCUGUACAUUAUGAGUAUGCCAUAAGAGUCCUGUACUCGAACAUUUUACAGUAUUAAGUAUUUAUGCUGUCAACAAAUGUGCUAAGCUGAUAGAAGCUGUGUGUCUUUUUGUAUCUUUAACUUCAAGCUGUGCCUGAGAUGUAUGUUUUGAGUACUCUUGCAUAAGCUUGUUCAUGUCUUUUGUUAAAAAAACCUCAAAAGGCUGUUAAAUAGCCGGUUAACCGAUACAAAGGUGCCAGAUUUGUCCCUUGACUCCUUUUCGUAGUACUCUCGCAAGACUCGCUACGUCCUUGUUUUUAACGUCUGUUUUAGUACCGUAAUGAAUGCUACAUACUGUCAUAUCAGAAAAAUAAAAUAGAGGUACAUCAAUGAGAUUUUCAACAAAUGCCUUUUUCUCUAGCACCGUUUGUGACAUUUUCUUUUCAUUUGCUCUAAAGAUACAACAGUCGUCCCCUGACAGCAAGAAGGGCUAUGCAUUGUCCUGCUAGGCUAGCUAUGUAUAAUCUUUAAUAGCUAACCACGAUCCACCUUUUCUGGCUGGUGCUAUCGAGUAUUUUCACGCCAGACAACGAACGCAUCGUAGAAAGUAAAAAGUAGUCAUAAAAGGCUUUAACUGGUUUUGAUGUGCCUUCCUUGAAAGAUUAGCGGUAGCAGACCGACGCUCUCACCCCUUGCUUGUUUUUCAUUUCCUUUAGGUUCGGUCUGGUUUUCAUUUUGUAAAGCCAUCCUCCAGCUGUUUUCUUUUCCUUUGCACAUCCGCGGCAAAGUCUUGGCCUGUAGCAUCAUUCUCCAUUGCUUGUCUUUUCCUCUGUGACUCAAUACUACACACAUUCAUACACAUAUUCUGCAAGCUCGCAUAGUUCUCGAGCACUGAUCUUUGCUCUUAAAGGGAUCGUUCACCCUCAAAACAGUCAGCUGUCAGCAUUUACUUAGCCUUACGUCAUUCCAAACCUGUAUGAGAAUAUGUCUUCUGCGGGGCACAAAAGGAGAAAUGUUUAGAAAUGUUUACACUGCUCUCUACUGUAAUGAAAGUGGAUGGGGAAUGGGUGAUGUCAAGCACCUCAAACUAAACAAAUCAUCAUAAAAGUAGUUCACAUGACUUGUGCGACAUAACCCAAAUCUUUUGAAGUGUUCUGUGAGUAAAACACUAACAUUCCAGUUAUUGACCACAGAAAUUCACUCUCAUUGUAUGGAAGAUUUGUUCGGACAUUGUGUUACAAUUUCCUCCUAUUGUCUUCCACUUCCUACUGGUUGUGAAAGACACGAAGGUACAUGUUUUUUUGUUUUGUUUUGUUGGAAAACUAUUCCUUUAAAUCUUAGAAAUUCAUGGCUGCUUAAAAGAUGCUGCCUACUUGGUGUGUAGUGAGAUAUUACCAAAACUACAAGAUCUAAAUGUAAGUUAGUCAAUCUUUAUUUGCUAACAACUAAAGCAAGUCCGAGAAGUUGAAUUGUCUAAGCGUGAGACCGUGUUUGUGUGAUGGCUGGUUGUUGGAAUGUGCACAAAGGGUGACGCAAGGUUACAAUGAUGUAUUCUUGUUCACAGAGGCUGUAAAAGGGGCCGAUGCCGAAUUUGAAAAAAAAUGAACAGUGUGGAAAGUCAACUCAUACAGUAUAUUUCUGCUUGUUAUCACCUCCUGUGUGUUUCUUGUCUUGUUCUUCCUGACUUCAUUGCUUUUCCACUGUUACUAUGACUACUGGCUCUGUGGGACAACAGGAUCUGACUAUUUAUUUGUCUUGGCAACACAUUACAAAGCGGAAGCUUGCCCCCUAGCAACCCUUCUGGGCAUGGUGUUUUUAAAACAACAAAAACUUUUUAAAGUGUGAUGCUGCCAAAAAAUCUUUAUUUGUUUCGAAAACAUCCUUAAAGGAACAGUUCACCUAAAAAUAACAAUUGUGUCAUUUACUCACCCACGAGUUGUCUGUAUUCAUUUCUUUGUUUUGAUGAUCACAGAGAAAGAUAUUUGGAAGAAUGCUUGUAACCAAACAGUUCUUGGACCCCAUUGACUACCAUAGUAGGAAAAAUGACAAUGAUAGACAAACUGUUUGCUUUUCUACAUUCUUCAAAAUAUCUUCUUUUGUGUUCAAAGAGAAUCAGAAAGCAGUUUUUCCUAUAUGGUGGCCAAGAACUGUUCCAAAUAUUUUUCUCUGUGUUCAUCAGAACAAAGACAUUUCUUCAGAUUUGGAACAACUCAAGGGCGAGUAAAUGAUGACAGAAUUUUCAUUUUUGGGUGAACUAUCCCUUUAAGGCAAGUUAAAGUUACUCGGGAUUUUUAGAUAAUAGGAAAUGUUUUCAUAUACCCUACCUGCAUUUUUUCUUGUUUAACACAAUAUUAAAAUGUACACAAUUUGCAAACCAGAUAAGAAAGUAACCUCAUUGCUAAGUAAAGUUGGUGUGGAAAUACAGUAUAACUUGAGAACAGAACUGUCAUAUGCGAGUUACACAUCAUUUGCCCGCCGAGACACCCUGUUGAAAAUGCUAUUGGUUUAUAUUAUAAACAUAUGCAAGAGUUCAAAUAAACAUGCCUUAAACACUCCCACUGAUCUCAGAGCAGCUGUUGGCACUAACAACAAACACACACACACACGCACUCUCUCUCUCUCAUACACACACACUUUGCAAUGUAAGCCUGAAUGUUUUUCUAUUCCUGGUGUGUGAUCUCUGUAAAAUGCAGAUGGAAAACGAAAGAUCAUUAAUUCUGAAAUUGCCAGUGAUUUAUAACCCCGCCCCCUCUCUUUCCCCUUGCCCCGCCCCCACUCCACAAAUGAAACUGUCGUGUGCUGGUGUUUAUUCUAUUGGCUGUGCAGUGUGAGGAUGUCCGCUUGCUCUGAAGUGUCAAAUCCCUUGAUAGUGAUGUAAAAAAGAAAAGUGAAUAAAGAAGUCCUUUUCCUGUC
This is a messenger RNA of Triplophysa rosa, 6435 nucleotides long. RefSeq names its product dihydropyrimidinase like 2b (gene dpysl2b). Bases 226 to 2148 code for a protein of 640 amino acids. The transcript has 14 exons. NCBI's taxonomy places the organism in Eukaryota, Metazoa, Chordata, Actinopteri, Cypriniformes, Nemacheilidae. Gene Ontology annotation, molecular function: hydrolase activity, acting on carbon-nitrogen (but not peptide) bonds, in cyclic amides. The record is from RefSeq and is a predicted model, not a curated record. Gene Ontology annotation, cellular component: cytosol; cytoplasm.